AUGGUCGUCUACAACUGCUUCGACGACGAGGACUUUCUUCGGAAAUCUGAGCACGGAAUCGGAAAACGAGCCAUCUACUACUUUUAUCUCGAAAAGUUAUCGCAUCCGCGUCCUGACCACAGUUCAUUUCCGUUUUUAGCUGCCCCUCGUGCGUGCGCAUCAAACCUCUUUUCGAUGAUUUGUGUAAGAAGUACGAAAAGACUGCGAUCGUCUACACGUAUCCCUAUUACAACGACGACCAAUGUGAGUCAAAGUAUUCUGGCGAAUGGUCAGCAUAAACGGCGACAUCUCUGUUUUUGCAGUGACUGGAGAGGCUUUCGAGGUCCGGCAAGUGCCCACUUUCGUCGUAAUGGAGAACGGGUGAGUGGGGAGAAUCAAACAGACACCGUCGAAAUCGGAAAGGUUUCAGACAUGAAGUGACCAGACACGUCGGAGCAGAGGACGACAAAGUGAUAGAGCUCUUCGAGAAGUACGCUCAAUAAAUGCAAAACUGUGAUUGUUAACUGCAAUGUUCGUUUUCUUUUUUCCUUCAAUAAAAUUCUGGAGGGGAAUGCCCCCUUGUACUUAAAACUUUGAAUGUUCCGUGAACGAGUCGAAUCAUUGGAACAUGGAACAUUUUUGACGGAUGAAAUUUGGAAAAACGAAAAACAACGAAAAAGAACAAUGAUGUGAGAUGUCUGUAGGCUGCGAAUGCCGUUGAACACUCACCGGCAACUGGACAGUACACACCUAAAAAACUUCGAAUGAUGAUGAUUUUUAGAUACCGCUUCUGAUUAUUUUCUCAAAACUUCUCUCAUUUACUCACGUAUGAGAAACCCGUGACCUUCCAAGUAGAGAUGGAAGCUCUUUCGUGUGAUCCUCUCCAUUUCUAUCCUCCGAAUGUACAGACGCCUGCCGAACGAGGACUUGACAAGCCCUCCGGAGCUGAGCACUCAGUCGCUCAGUCCUCCGGAGACCCGAGAUGCUCACACGGAAAAGCUGGUCUUGAGUCCGAUAACCGAAAUGACGGAAAGGUCAGUGAGAGGAUACUCGGAUCUAAUUGGAUGGAAACCGAUUGCAGAAUGUUCGCUUCUGAUGCAAAUCAAAUGAAAUUUUACCCUAAUUCAAGACAAAAUGAUGAUGUUCCCAAUCAAGUGAGACGAACCGAAUCUUGAUUGGUGUCUUCGACGACAUCUUUCAGACCGCUUUCGAUCGAGAGCACCAGUUCUGCUCGAAGUAUCUUACUCACUCGGAGAGAAUAUGCUUCCACUUCAAAAGGAUGCUUAAGUGGAAGAAGAAUCAAUGGUGCAGCUUCGUGAAGAACCGGGUUCCGAUCACCACGUGGCUUCCUCAGUACAGCUGGAAGACCAACAUUCUCUUCGACUUUCUCGGUGGUCUAAUGGUGUCGGUGAUGAGUGUUCCACAGAGUGAGUCAUCCUGGCAUCACUGAUCGAACAUCCAUCCUUGCACAGGUCUCGCGUAUGGUAUGCUGGUGGGAGUUCCACCUCGCAACGGACUGAUCACUGGAAUCAUCGGCCCGCUCGUUUAUUCCUUCUUCGGCACUUCGAGACACGCUUCCCCCGGUUCAUUUGCGAUCGUUUCCCUGAUGGUCGGAGCAGUCGUCGGAAGUAUGGAAGACACCGAUCCCUUCCUGCUUCCCGUCCUCCCGUACGAUGAAGUCUGUUGUCACCAGAACAGAACGCAAGUGUCGCCGGAAACGGCCGUCUUGCGGGCCGCCACCGUCACCCUCUUCGUCGGUUUCUUCCAGAUCCUUUUCGGCCUGAUGAACGCGGGUCUUUUGGCCGUCUGGCUCUCCGAUCAGCUCGUGCAGGGGCUCAUUUCAGGAGCGGCCGUCCAUGUUCUCACUUCUCAAUUGAAAUCAAUGACGGGAAUAUCCAAGGUGCCUCCGACGAACGAACCAUUUCAGCACAUACAGGUCAGUUCGGCAUUCCCAGCAUAUCGAACUGCGUCGUUCCAGUUCUACUUGUGUUUCUCUCGUCAACUGGGAAAUGUCGAGUUGCCUGCAACAGUGCUCUCACUCAUCUGCGUCGUUCUUCUUCUCAUUUCCUCACUUGUCAUCGACCCAAAACUGUGCAAGAUGAUACCGAUCAAGUUCCCGAUGGAGCUGCUCCUCGUGAUCGGAGGAACUCUUUUCGCCUUCUUCACCCAAGGAUAUCCGUCGUUAAAAAUGAAAACUGUAGGCCCAGUGGAUCAGGGAUUCCCUCCGCUGGUGAUUCCCGAUCUGAGAGCCUUCUCGCAAAUGAUGGGACCGGCCAUCUCCAUCGCGAUCAUCUCCUUCGUCAUCCACAUAUCCCUAUGCAAACUGAUCGCCAAAAAGAACCAGUACGUGAUAAACUCGAAUCAGGAGUGGUUUGCACUCGGACUGAUGCACACGACUUCUUCGUUCUUCGGCUGUUUUGCCGGCGGCUCUUCUCUGGGACGCACAAUGAUGCAGGAUAAAUGCGGAACCAAAUCGCAGCUCUCCACGAUGAUCUGCUCUUCGGUCAUGCUCGGAUUCGUGUUCGGCGCCUCAAAGUAUAUUGAGCACCUUCCGAAGCCGGUUCUCGCCUCGAUUGUAGUCGUCGCCAUGAAGGAUCUCUUCAUUCAAGUCUACCGCAUUUCGCCGCUCAGAAAAAAAAGUUUCGUGGACUAUGUAAGCAUUAGAGGAUCGAAACUAAUGAGAUCUCUUUCAUUUCAGCUCAUCUUCUCAACAACGUUCACCUCUGUUAUCGUUUUCAAUGUAAAUUACGGACUGAUAAUCGGAGUCGUUUUCGAGUUGCUGACGGUCGUUCUGAGAUCUCAAUGGUAUCAACCAAAUGGGGAUCCGAACGUGUGAGUUGUUUUUAGGGCGGACAGCACGAUGUUGGGAAGAGUACAAGGAACGAAUCACUUCCGACGGCUCGGACUCUACGGUACCGCGAUGGACAUCCCCGGAAUCCAAGUGUUCCGAUUCGAUUCGCCGCUCUACUUUGCCAACGCGGAACUGUUUGUCGGCCGGCUCCAUGACGCAUGUGGACUGUUUCCCGUGAUUGGUUUGUUGGAGAGAAAUUGAAAAAGGUUAGAGUAAUACGUUCAGUGAGAGAGCUGUCGAAAACGGAAAAGAACCGAAAAGACGGGGAGAACGGAACGGAAAAGAGCGACGAGGAGAGUCAGUUAUUGGACAAUCAGCAGAUAAGUUCGAGGAUUGGAACUAGACAAUGUAUUGGAAAGCACUCUUUUAGAGCUGGAUGUGACUGCUCAACAGGUCAAAGUGCUGGACGAAAUGCAACAGGAGGCGUCGAAUGCAAACUUUGUGGGCACCACUUUCACCCAUUUAAUCAUUGGUUUUCUGCGCGAACGAACAUGCAAUAGUCAAAAUGAUUUCCAGAUUGUUCGGCCAUAUUGUACGUGGAUUCAAUGGGCAAGGAAGCACUUGUGGACGUGUACAACGACUACAAAACUGUCGGAAUAUCGGUGAUGUUCGCGAACACGCAAGAGAGAGUUCGGCAGCUGAUCGAAACGACGAAGUUCUUCGAGGAAGUGCCCGAGAAUAGAAUGUUUGUGAGUGUGGCGGAUGCGGUGGAGCAGGCGGUUCGGGAGCAGCACAGAAUGAAAGGAACUGUCACGAGAGUCAGUCAAGGCUUCCCGGCCUGAUCUGACUCAUUCGCAAUGCUUUCAGCCGAUACCUGCGCCUCCGAAGCCAGCCGUCGCACAGCCUGUGGCCAAAUCAGUCGGACAGAAGUCUGCUCCUCUCGGCGAUAACACUCUUCUCCCGGCCACGCAGAGCUUGGGUGAAUAUUGGUUAUCUCUGAAUCCCCAUUUAAUAGAUUUGAUUUGUUCAGCUUCUCUGGUAACUGGAGUCGACAUUUCUGUGAAAGACAGCACUGCGAAGGAAGGAAUCGUUCAGAGGAGGAGCCGAGUGCCGAGCCGAUCGAGUGUGCAUUGGGCCGAUUUGGACAAAACUCAAUAG
Messenger RNA from Caenorhabditis sp. 36 PRJEB53466, 3928 nucleotides. The record is from the annotation of a GenBank genome assembly. Lineage: Eukaryota; Metazoa; Nematoda; Chromadorea; Rhabditida; Rhabditidae.